AUGGAGGCAAAAAUAAGGCACUCUAGCUCUCCCGCGGAAGAGUUAAACUUGAAACUGGAUACGUCUUCUCACGCCAAUCCUGUUGAGCCGUGGGAUUCACCUUGGAAACGGAAAAAUAACCAACAGAUAGUGAAGUGGUCUACUGUUUCAUUGGCCUUGACCUCUGUUGCCCUCCUUCUUAUCGUUUUGAAGUGCUCCACUUGGAUACGAGCAAACUCAUCAAGAAGCUUCAGAAUUCUUGCGGAAGGAGGGGAAGACGAGGGCAAGGAAACUUCGCAUCUUCUCGAAGGUGGUCCCGAUAUAUCUGGAGAGUGCGAGAGCGGCGAAGCUGGUGCCUCUGGCACUCGGCGGGAGCGAAGACAUUCAAGAAGGUGGAGUCAUUUGUUUCGAAUAGGACCAACUUCACAGCCAACUCGAGCUGAAACGAGUGGUGAAGAGGGCGCCAGUGCCAGUACAUCUCAGCCGCACCCAGAAUGGACUGAGCACCAGAGCAAUAUUAAUGUCGGAGAGCCCUCUGCUUAUCAAUAUCAUGGCCUUGGGAAACCCUACUACUUCCCAUUUCUUGGAGUAAAGCCAGAGCACCGACGUUUACGGGAAAUGCUGGAGAGGCUUGGUCAAUAUGCGGAAAAGCUCUGCUUCCCUCAUCAGCAAGCGCGUGACAAGGUAUUCGAUGCACUUUGCCCAAAGCUUGAUGGCACGGGCGAAGUGCAUCUAUUUGUUGAAAUUCAGGAGAUUGAUAGUCACCAUAGGAGUGCCUUUUCGCAGCUCAAGUCACUGUUCUCAAAAAUCGAUUAUACCCAUCGCCAUUUUGGGCGCGAUGUACAAGCUGUAGUUGAGGAAAUGAUCGUUGUGGUUCUCACUGAAGUGGCCAGAUCAGGCAUUCCGCCGGGGGGAACAACCCCUUUGGCGAUCGUCCUUGAGAAGCCACACGACGUGCCCUGCACAGGCCGUGUUUUGAUUAAGGUCCACGCCGAACGCUAG
Molecule: messenger RNA, 981 nt
Organism: Eimeria tenella
Lineage: Eukaryota; Apicomplexa; Conoidasida; Eucoccidiorida; Eimeriidae
Exons: 8
Coding region: 1-981 (326 amino acids)
Source: RefSeq, a predicted model, not a curated record